Messenger RNA from Beta vulgaris subsp. vulgaris (sugar beet), 720 nucleotides. RefSeq lists its product as uncharacterized. NCBI's taxonomy places the organism in Eukaryota, Viridiplantae, Streptophyta, Magnoliopsida, Caryophyllales, Amaranthaceae. Gene Ontology annotation, molecular function: zinc ion binding; translation regulator activity; aspartic-type endopeptidase activity. Gene Ontology annotation, biological process: positive regulation of cytoplasmic translation; proteolysis. Bases 1 to 720 code for a protein of 239 amino acids. Gene Ontology annotation, cellular component: cytoplasm. The record is from RefSeq and is a predicted model, not a curated record. The transcript has a single exon.
AUGAAUCGAUUUGAAGGAGGUUUGAACCUGGAUCUUCAAGAAAGGCUUGCUGCAAAUAUGAGUAAGUCUUAUCAAGAGCUAUAUGACCGGGCUAUCAAUGUUGAAAGGAAAAUGAAGCUGCGAAAGGAAGUGUAUGAGGGUGGAAAAAGAAAAGCUAAAUCUCAUGAAAGCCACUCCAACAACAACUUCAACAAAAAGCCAAACACGGGAUAUUCGGGAAACGAUCAGAAGCAAAUUCCUCGAUGCAACAAAUGCGGAAGACAAGGCCACAUGACGAAUGAAUGUCGUAGGGGAAGUGAUCAGUGUUAUCGAUGUGGUAAACCAGGUCAUAUGAUUAAAAAUUGUCCAAUUCCAGAUUGGCGAAGUGGAAAUGUUGCGAAUCGUGGUCAAAGAAACGGCCAGAUGUCUGGCUAUGGUGGAAAUGCAGGCAACGCAAAUAAGAACCCUCCACGUGGACCCCCGCAGGCUGGAAGAGUCUUUAUGAUGCAGCGUGAUGAAGCAGAGGCAGAUGAUACUGUCAUUACUGGUACUUUUCCUGUCAACUCUGUACCUGCUUAUGUCCUUUUCGAUUCUGGAGCUUCCCAUUCGUUUAUAUCUAGUGCAUUUUCUAGAAGCUUGAAUGCAAAACCAUGCUCUGAAUUCUCUGCCAUGUCGGCACCAUCCCUAAUGGUGAAUCCAUCUUAUGUGAUGUCAUGUAUAGAAAUUGUCCUAUUCUUAUAG